Messenger RNA from Saccostrea cuccullata (small rock oyster), 858 nucleotides. Its product is annotated as C1q-related factor-like. NCBI's taxonomy places the organism in Eukaryota, Metazoa, Mollusca, Bivalvia, Ostreida, Ostreidae. The coding region runs from base 312 to 836 and encodes 174 amino acids. Gene Ontology annotation, molecular function: protein binding. The transcript is spliced from 2 exons. The record is from RefSeq and is a predicted model, not a curated record.
GAACCUUAAUUCGCAGUAGUUAAAAUGUUAGUAAAUGCACAGUAUUUUUUGUUCUCCUCCUUGCUUGUUUUAAGUGGAGUAUAUAGUGAAUCCAUUAAGGGGGUGGAUGGGAAAAUUAAAGUUCUAGAAAGGAAAAUUGAGAACUUAAGUGCUUUAGUACUUAACCUUAAUACUGAAAACGAACAUUUGAAGAACAGAGUGAAUACACUUGAGUAUAUCGUCAGAAAAACGAAGAUAAUGAAGGGGAAACAAUAAGAGAGGAACUAGAAAAAGUUGUGCAGGAGACCGGAAUUUUAAAAGAUGACAAAGGAAUGAGGAACAAAAAGUUAAAGUUCGAGGGUGCCAAUAAAGAAAACAAUUUCCCCAACCCAUCGAAGACUGAACCUGGGCUAGUACAAAAAAGGAUAGUUCCAGUCACUUCAUUGCCUAUCCAAGUAAUAGCUUUUCAUGCCUAUAUACCAAAGGAUAGCCCGGGUCCAUUGCCUGCGCACCAUAUUCUUAAGUUUGACGUCGUUCCACUAUACAAAGGAAACGGUUACAAUAAAGCCGAUGGUAUAUUCAUUGUUCCGGUGUCAGGAACUUACGUCUUUACUUGGGCUAUUAUGUCGCAUGCUCACGGCACCGUUGGCACCCAACUGAUGAAAAACUCGGACGUUAUUGGGACGCGACUUGCUGACUCGACUACUUCUACUGUGUGGGAUUUCGCUACAGGAACAGUGGCAGCUAAUGCGGUUCAGGGAGACCAUGUCUUCGUUCAGCUCAAGAUAAAUUCUGCAGGAAACGUGGGCAGCAUUCCAUACAGCAGGACCACGUUUUCUGGAUGGCUUUUACACUAAACGGUUUGAUAAAAAAAAAACC